AUGCUCAUUUUCUCAGUGUUUAAGACCUUGACUGAUCAGCGUGUCACCGUCGAGCUGAAGAAUGACCUCUCGAUCACUGGAACACUCAAGUCGGUUGACCAAUUCCUCAACAUUCGUCUCGAUGCUAUUGAGGUCUUGGACCAGGCGCGGCAUCCACACAUGAUGGCUGUUAAGAACUGCUUUAUCCGUGGCUCCGUAGUGCGUUAUGUGCAGUUACCCGCAGAACACGUGGACACGCAAUUGCUAGAGGAUGCGACGCGUAGAGAAGCGACGAACCCCGGGAAACGCUGA
Molecule: messenger RNA, 291 nt
Organism: Peniophora sp. CBMAI 1063
Lineage: Eukaryota; Fungi; Basidiomycota; Agaricomycetes; Russulales; Peniophoraceae
Source: the annotation of a GenBank genome assembly